This is a messenger RNA of Nannizzia gypsea CBS 118893, 357 nucleotides long. Its product is annotated as putative mitochondrial 37S ribosomal protein SWS2. The coding region runs from base 1 to 357 and encodes 118 amino acids. The record is from RefSeq and is a predicted model, not a curated record. NCBI's taxonomy places the organism in Eukaryota, Fungi, Ascomycota, Eurotiomycetes, Onygenales, Arthrodermataceae. Gene Ontology annotation, molecular function: RNA binding; structural constituent of ribosome. Gene Ontology annotation, cellular component: mitochondrion; small ribosomal subunit; ribosome. The transcript is spliced from 3 exons. Gene Ontology annotation, biological process: translation.
AUGGUAAGAUCGGAACCUUUAAUACUAACUGUCCACGCUUUACAGAAAGCUCUCCGCUCCUUUUUUGGGAUAGGCGAGCUACGAUGCAGCCAGCUGAUGGCCCGAUUCCACAUCCAUCCCACCUCGACCGUCGGUGAGCUGGCAACCAGACAGGUCCUGGAUUUGACGGGCGCAUUGUCAAACAUGAAGAUAGAAAACGACUUGAAGCGAGAGAUUCUCGAUAACAUCAAGAGAUUGAAGAGUACGGGAACCUACAGAGGAAGAAGACAUGCUCUCAACCUCCCCGUCAGAGGACAGAACACUAGAAGCCAGAUUAAAAAUGCGAUUAAAUUCAAUCGUAUUGACAGAAAAUUAUGA